Strongylus vulgaris is the source of this 411-nucleotide messenger RNA. The record is from the annotation of a GenBank genome assembly. Lineage: Eukaryota; Metazoa; Nematoda; Chromadorea; Rhabditida; Strongylidae.
CAAUAUAUUGAUUUUUUCCAGAAUGUAGACUCGCGUUUUGUCGUCUCACCAUCGCACGUUUCACCAGCAGAAACGCGUUCAACGGCGAGUCCAAAUGGUUGUUACGAUUGUGCUGUGUACAAGACGAAACUUACCAUGGCCGAUAAUAAAUGUCGAUAUUUGGAAAGUCGUGGGAACACGUUGCAGACCGAAGCUGUGCGCGCACAAGCACAAAUCUCGUCCGCAGAGGCGGCUCUACGUGCGCUAGAGGCGGAGACUCGUGCUUUACGAGAACAAACUGAGAUGCUACAUAGACGACUGCUUGACUGCCAGGAACAAGCCGUACGAUUUAUGCAAUGUGACCGUGUGUCAAAUCCUCAAGCUGUGGCACUUUUCAUGAAUCAUCUUAUACAGUCGACGAUAAUUCGUUAA